Molecule: messenger RNA, 563 nt
Organism: Ornithodoros turicata
Lineage: Eukaryota; Metazoa; Arthropoda; Arachnida; Ixodida; Argasidae
Exons: 4
Coding region: 151-513 (120 amino acids)
Source: RefSeq, a predicted model, not a curated record
UCCGUUUUCGUAUCUCCAGCUCUCAGCUAAUUCCGGUCUGCUAUAAAACGACUGCUUCUAACACUCAACGGUAUCGCUGCAUUCGAGUAUUCGACUCUGCAAAACUGAACGCCUCGUCUGAGCUGAAAACCUCACAUCGAAACAUCAACCAUGAAGGUAGUAAUCUCAUCGCUCAUGCUUCUGGCUCUGCUCCAGCUCGCCACUUGUGACUGCGAAAGCUCCGCUUCUGAAGCUCAGGAGUGUUUGAGGAACCUGGCGGUUUCUCCACUGCUCAAGGAUCUUGAUUCUGAGGCGGUAAGAACUGAAGCCGACAAGGAAAAAAUUGUAUGCUGUGGACUGAAAUAUAUCAGGACCUGCGUCGACUACUACCUCGGUAGAGAGUGCCCUGAGCUUGCUGCCGCAGCCAGCGCUUCUGCUCGCGAUGCCUUCCUGCAAGCUACGAGGUCUGCUACGACAUGCAUCGGUGUUUUGCCAACAAACUGCGAAGGGUUGUCGUCGCUCUUCAGUUUGUAAGCAACGGGUGUGUAGCUAUGGUUCACAUUAAGUAAACCUGCAGAAAAAUC